AUGGAUGCUUACUCUGUCUCGUUCACUAGUGUCUCGCAACGAAAUUUCUCUCGUAUUUGGAGAGACCUCAAGUCCUGCCGCCAGUAUAGUAUCAUGGAAAUGGCGGUCGACGACGUAUCGGAAAACCCGAGCUUGGGGCAAAGGAUAGGAGAGCGCCGAGCGCGAACUUCCGGUCGAAAGCCUCAUGUCGGGGUCGUAGGUGCUGGAAUGUCCGGUCUACGUUGCGUGGAUAUUCUCCUUCAGCAUGGGUUUGAAGUCACUUUGAUCGAGGGAAGGAAUCGACUGGGCGGAAGAGUACAUCAGUCAAAGUUGCCGUCCGGACAUAAGGUCGAGAACAUUGCUGGGCCAAAUUGGAUUCAUGGCACCAACGACAACCCUAUCCUGGAUCUUGCCAAGGAGACAAAAACUGUAACCGGACAGUGGGAGGAGAGAAGUGCCGUCUUCGAUGAAGCAGGCAAGCAAAUCUCUGCCUCAGAGGCAAUUACUCACUCGACUAUCAUGUGGGACGUCGUAGGAGCCGCCUUUGCGUACAGCAAUAAGUACUCCGCCACGAUAAGUCCGGAUGAAAGUCUCUGGGACUUCUUCCAAAAGGAAGUUCCUAAAAGGAUACCAGAUACCGAAGAAAAUUUCGAGAGGAAGAGGAAUUUUGUCUACCAGCUUGCCGACCAGUGGGGUGCGUUUGUUGGUAGUCACAUCUUCACACAAAGCUUGAAGUUUUUUUGGCUGGAAGAAUGUAUAGAUGGCGAGAACCUGUUCGUUGCAGACACUUAUGAGAAGAUCCUUCAGCUUGUCGCGAAGCCAGCCAUUGAAGGCGCGAAAAUCAAAUACGGUACUAUUGUCAACAGGAUACAGAGCACCAAUGAUGAAGGUGGUGCACUGAAAGUCUACACGGAGGGAGGAGAGAGCCUGGAGUUCGACGAGGUUGUCCUCACCGCACCUCUUGGCUGGCUGAAACGACAUACUGAUGCUUUCGAGCCGGCGUUGCCGUUGAGACUCACCAAGGCUAUUAAGAGUAUUGGUUAUGGAUGCCUUGAGAAGGCUUAUAUUAGUUUCCCGAAAGCAUUCUGGACCCUUGAUCGCUCUGAGGAUAAUAGAGUUGAGGGGUUCUGCCAAAUGCUCGCACCAGACUAUGCAGCCGACAGGAAUCCGAAGAAAUGGAACCAGGAAUUUGUCGAGCUAGCAUCCUUGAAAUCCUCCGCUCAUCCAACGUUGCUUUACUACUUCUACGGCGAUCAGUCAAAAUUCAUCACCGGCGAGCUAGCAAAGUUACCUUCGAAGGAGAAGCAAGAUGAAUUUCUAUACGACUGGUUCAAGCCGUAUUACUCACGUCUUCCUAACUACGACGAGAACUCUCCCGAUUGCCAACCUAACGGCUGCUACGCAACUGAGUGGCUCAAUGACGAACUCGCUGGCAAUGGCAGUUAUAGCAAUUUCCAGGUGGGUCUUGAAGAGGGCGACACGGAUAUCGAAACCAUGAGAGAGGGGCUACCUAACAGGGGUCUCUGGCUGGCUGGCGAGCAUACGGCGCCUUUCGUCGCCUUAGGAACGGCUACAGGUGCAUACUGGAGUGGCGAGUCUGUAGGAAAGAGGAUCGCACAGGCGUAUUCUAGAGGAGAAAGUGGCGUCAUGGUCUUGGGUUGA
This is a messenger RNA of Annulohypoxylon truncatum, 1641 nucleotides long. RefSeq names its product FAD/NAD(P)-binding domain-containing protein. The transcript has 6 exons. NCBI's taxonomy places the organism in Eukaryota, Fungi, Ascomycota, Sordariomycetes, Xylariales, Hypoxylaceae. The record is from RefSeq and is a predicted model, not a curated record. Bases 1 to 1641 code for a protein of 546 amino acids. Gene Ontology annotation, molecular function: oxidoreductase activity.